GGCUGAUCUGGAACCGCCAAAGAAACCCCCCACUCCGCCGUCCCCCAUCACGUUUAAUGGAAUCGCAAACUGCUGUCUAUCUCAGAACCUAUAUUGUCGCUUUAAACUGCGUUGAACUAGCAUUGCUUCUAUAAGAGGGGUUCCAACUCCCUCUCCGGAGUCGUGGAGUCAAAUAUAAUAAUAAAAAAAAUACGCCUGUCUUGGGGGAGAAAGAAGUGUCCCGUCUGUUGCAACAGCGGGUCUCCCAAAGCGCGAGCUGCUCACUCCCAUUGGCCUGACAUCACGAAACCAGGGUGAAUGAAGUUGGAGAGUUUGAGAGGGAGGGGAAUCGGGGAGUACCCGCACUCUUUAAAUGCAGAGAAAAAAGCCGGGUCGCUUCUGACAGCAGCCGGGAGCACGGAACCAAGCGAACUCGGCGAAAGGAACGAGGCAAGCCCUGUCCUCCUUUUGUCCCCAGCUCUGGGCGACCGGCGCACGAUAAGGCUACAAAGACAGGGCAGCGGACCCGGCAAGGAAGAGUGGGCAGAAGUUGGAGGUGUAAGUUUCGGGGACCAGCUGCCGGCCAGCAGGCCAAUUAUGCCAGGGAAGUAGGUGAGCGGGGACGCCGAGAGGCGUGGAGCCGGUCAUGGCUGAGGACUGGAACCAACAGGUGCAGCCGUUUUUGCUGGUGUCGCUGUUCCUUCUGGCUUGUCUGGAAGCGUGCAGGUGGAUGCGACGCGGGGCCAGAGAUCGCCGCCAUCCGCCGGGACCCUUCGCCUGGCCGCUGGUGGGCAACGCCAUGCAGUUGGGCAAGUCUCCGCACCUGACCUUCAGCAGGAUGGCGCGGCGCUACGGCGACCUCUUCCAGAUCCGCCUGGGACGACGAGACGUCGUGGUGCUGAACGGCGAGGCGACCAUCCGCCAAGCGCUGCUACAGCACAGUGCCCAGUUCGCCGGGAGACCCGACUUCGCCUCAUUCCGCCAGGUAGCCGGGGGACGGAGCAUGCCCUUCGGCCGCUACAGCCGCCAGUGGAAGGCGCACCGGCGCCUGGAGCAGUCCGCCGUUCGCUUCUUCUCCACGGCGGACGGCCAGGCUCGCCGCCUGUUCGAGCACCACGUCCAAGCAGAGGCUCGCAGUCUGCUGCGGGUCUUCCUGCGGCUGGGGGCAGGAGGCCGCCACUUCCAGCCGUGCCCCGAGCUGAAGGUGGCAGCCGCCAAUGUGAUGUGCGCCUUGUGCUUCGGGCACCGCUAUAGCCACGACGAUGAGGAGUUCCGGCAGAUGCUGGUCAGGAUCGACCGCUUCGGCCGCGCAGUGGGAGCCGGCAGCCUGGUGGACACGAUGCCUUGGCUCCAGACUUUCCCCAACCCGGUGCGCAGCAUCUACCGCGACUUCCAGCAGCUCAACAACGAGUUCUUCGAGUUCGUCCGCUCUAAAGUGGAACAGCACCGGUGCACCUAUCGGCCAGGCACCACCCGGGACAUGAGCGACGCUCUUAUCGGAGCGCUGGAGGGGGACCGGCCGGCCAAAGAAGCGCUCAGCCGCGAGCACGUCGAGGGCUCCAUCACUGACAUCCUGGGAGCGAGCCAGGACACCACAUCGACCGCCCUGAGUUGGAUCCUGUUCCACCUCAUCCAGUUCCCGCAGCUACAGGCCAGGCUCCAGAGGGACAUCGACGAAGUGGUGGGUAGGGACCGGCUGCCCGGUGCCCACGACAAAGCCCGUCUACCCUACCUGGAGGCUUUCCUCUACGAGAUCCUGAGGUUUACCAGCUUCGUACCGAUGACAAUCCCGCACGCCACCACCUCGCCCGUGGAUAUCAAAGGCUAUCACAUCCCCCAGGACACGGUCGUCUUCAUCAACCAGUGGUCGGUCAACCACGACAGCGACAAGUGGAAAGACCCCAGCACCUUCGACCCCGGACGGUUCCUGAACACGGACGGCACCAUCAACAGGGACCUGACCAGCAGCGUUAUGGCCUUCUCGGUGGGCAAGAGGAGGUGCAUCGGGGAGCAGCUGUCUAAGAUCGAAAUAUUCCUUUUCACCGCCAUCCUGGUCCACCAAUGCACCUUCGAGGCGAACCCUUCGGAGAAGCUGAGCAUGGACGGCGACUACGGGCUGACCAUCAGACCCACGUCCUUCACUGUCCUGGUCAGGCUGAGGGACAAGUUCAUCGACACGGAGACACCGCCCGGCGAGCCGGCUGACUACGCUACAACCCCCAUCGUACUCAAAACGUAAUAAUCUCUUAUUACCAGGCAGCCCGGUAAAAAGAGACUCUGGCUCUAAGCAUGUUUGAUACGAGCCAAAUACUUAAAGAGAAUGUAAUCCGCAGGAGAUCUUUAUGCGAUUUGGUAUCGGUGUUUCAUACCGAACCGGCUCCCUCUCACUUCUUAAACCAGCUGCUUCUGAACCCCAUUUCCUAGAAAUCGGACCCUGCUCAGAGUUGGCGGCGCUGAAUCUGGGGCUUUCUCCUCUGCCCAUCUCUGGGAAACUGUCAUUAAAAAAAAAUGUCCUACGACGUUUAGCAUCAAUUUCGUGCAUCAGUGCGGGAGCUGAACUGGCCCAGUCAGGCACUGGUAGCUGCCGCGUCCUGGUUUGGAUGGUCCGACCUCAGGAGAUGCGAUUCGACGGCAAGCACCGGCCAGCCGCGGAAGAAACUGAGGGAAAGGAACCAGGGGUGAGGAGAGAGGGUGCCCCGGCAACUCUUCCCUGUUUUCUGAGAACAGCAGAGUAUGAAAAUGGCCCAUUUUUCUUUAGAGAGGAAAACAAUUGUAGCGAGUUAAUUUGAACAAGAAGGUCGUAGAUAGUAAAGGUCCCUUUCAUUGAACCAUGCUGACAGACCUUAAAUGUUACACUCUUUCUCUCUCCAUUGAUGUCUUUUUGUCUCAUUUGAAUGGAAGUGUGAAGUUGCAUCGAAAACUCCGACCUGCUGGCGGCACCUGGCAGAAACACGUCGUGCGUGGGCUGUAGCACUGUUAAAGUGUGCAGAGGACACGGAGCAAAUUUCGCAGGUGGAAACUCCCAAAGAGAGCAAGUCUCCGUAAGUGAUCACUUAGUUAUCAUAGCAAGAAAAUGGGUGCAUUAAUUAUCCCGCAGAAGACACCUUAAUUCUGGAGACUUUUCACGAAACGUAAAUCUUAAAUUUUAAAAGUUAACUUCAUAAUUUUAAAUUUUAAAGUUAACUUUAUGAAAACUUAUUGUAUCUUUAAAAAUAAGACUUUUCAGUAGCUGACAGAUUGAAUGCGCUGUGCUGCACUGAGAUUUGAACUGUGGUCAGCUUUAGUCUGGAUGGGAAACGCAGUGAUAUGAAAACGCGUCAACAAGCUGAAGCCGUCUUACUAUGUAGUUAGUACCUGUGUCUUUGUUGUGGGUGCAUUGGGAUGGGACCAGUCGAGAUAGUGGUGAUAUAUCUGGGAUGUCUUUAAAUGAAGUUUAUGCUAUCUUGCGCUGGCUGAUGCUUCCAUUUUUAUUUGCACUGGAAGUGACCAAAUAAUUGUUUUUCAACUCCAAACAGCGUCCCAAUUCUGUCUCCCUCAAAUUUCAUAUAUACAUUUGUAAUGAUUUUCUGCAUUUCUUUUUUUUUGGCGGGGGGUGGAGGAUUAUUGUCGUGUAGUGGGGACAACUUGAUCAGUGUUUGCCUUAACAUUUAGCAUGUCGGAGAUUGCGAGCAGAGGACAGGAGAGACCUUUAGUGAUACGGAUCUAAUAUUCCAGCCAUUUAAAUAAUUGUUGCUAAUCGACAGCCGAUGAAGUGAGCAGAGGGAAUGUGCCGCGGUUCUGAGAUCUUCCUGUGCACCCCGAGCCUUUACUACAGUCAUCUUGAUUAUCAAGAACCAAUCGACGUUAUGUCUGGGAAUUAAAAAAAGGGAGCGGCGUAAGGCCCGCCUUAGCCCUGCACCUGUACCCCAUGGACCCACAGAGCCAUACAAAUGAAUGUGUAUCCACUAAGAAAGAAAAAGCAAAUUCUACACAAGACCCACCAGCAUCUGGAAUAAAUAUAACUUCCACGGUGCAUCAUUUAUUAGAACUCAAUUAUUAAAUUCAACAGUAGUGCAGCUAAUAAUUAAAAUAUGAUAUAAUAGGGGGCGGUUUAAUGAGCUCAUAUUAAAUAUUUUCUUUCCUCCUGCAAAUCUGUUUAAUUGGUGUUUUUAUGUUUCAUUUUGCAUUUAGUCACAUUGCUUCUUCAAUACCACAUCAGAUUAGUGUUAAUGGUGUGUAUAUGUACAAUAUGUUUCAUUUCAUUGUAUCUGACUAUGUACAAGUUAUUUUAAUGAAUGUAUUCCACAGUAUUGCUACCACUGUGAACUUUGAUAACAUAAAUGUA
This is a messenger RNA of Mobula hypostoma (lesser devil ray), 4303 nucleotides long. RefSeq names its product cytochrome P450 1B1. The record is from RefSeq and is a predicted model, not a curated record. Lineage: Eukaryota; Metazoa; Chordata; Chondrichthyes; Myliobatiformes; Myliobatidae. The transcript has a single exon. Bases 626 to 2218 code for a protein of 530 amino acids. Gene Ontology annotation, molecular function: heme binding; steroid 17-alpha-monooxygenase activity; iron ion binding. Gene Ontology annotation, biological process: progesterone metabolic process; hormone biosynthetic process.